CCAUUCUGGAUAUUUUGACGGGAAGGUCGGUCACGUGACUCGGCGCGGCGGCGUGUCGGCGCGGGGGGCGCCGGCUAGACUCUCCAGUAGCCGAGCCAUCCGUCUGCUGCUUUGACUGCGCCCGCUCGUCGGAAUCCACGCCCUCGUCUCCCGCGCCCGCAAUACGUCGACGACCGACUCGGAUGUUUGACGCGCGACCUUAUCGUUUGGAAUUCGCGGCCGAACGGCCGGAUUGAGGAGCGUUUGCACAAAUUCGAAUACGGGUGGGAUUCAUUUCUGCGAGAUACUGGUCUCGGCCGCUUAUUUUUGCACGGUUUCGCGAACGGCGACGGGGCGGAGACGCCGGGUGGGCGCGCGGCGGCGCGGUGCGUUCGGCGGGCGACGGGCGGACGGCGGCAGACAUGGUCGGGCCGCUCGCGGAGCGCGACGCGCGCGCGCCCACCGUCGGGCGCUAGACGGGCGGAGGCCAAGAAUCGCCGCCCGAUCGCGGCGACCAUGGACGUGGUGACGCCGCAUAUUACCUCCGUGCUGAGGACGUACCAGGCCAGCGCCCCGCGCAGCCUGCAGGGCCCGGGCGGGGGCGGUGGUCCCGCGGGGGCGCGCGCCACUGCCGCGCCGCCGCCACCGCCACCUCGCGCCGCACCGCCCAUCCUCCUCGCUGCUGACCCUGUGCUGGGCGAGCGCGGCGAGACCGCACUCGAAGGCGAACCUAUCUCCUGCUUUAGCGUGGGAGGCGAACGGCGCCUAUGCUUGCCGCAGAUCCUUACAUCGGUGCUGACGGACUUCAGCUUGGAACAGAUCAACCGUGUGUGCGACGAGCUGCAGAUUUACUGUUCGCGGUGUACACCAGAGCAGUUGCACGAGCUGAAAUCGACGGGCGUGUUGCCGCGCUCUGCGCCCUCAUGCGGGCUGAUCACCCAGACGGACGCGGAGCGCCUGUGCGCGGCGCUGCUGCACGCUCCGGCGACGGCAGCCCGUAAGCUGCCCGGGUUCCGCGUGUAUCAUGAGUGUUUCGGAGGCGCACGAGGCGUGUGCGCUCCAGAGCUAGGGUUAGUGCAGUGCGUGGAGUGCCGCGGGGUGUACGGGCCGCGACGGUUCGUGUGCCACUCGCACGGCACGGAGCACCGCACGUGUCAUUGGGGGUUCGACUCGACACGAUGGCGACGUUUCCUACUGGUGUCAGAAGAAGAACGCGACCGCGAAAAGUGCUGUGCGUUGCUUGACGAGCUCGCUGCCAGAGAUUCGCGUGAGACUCAACCACCGCAGCCGCCUGCCCUCGUCAAACAUCAAAUACCACUCAAAAGAAAACAGGUAGUGGAAACGGUUGUCUGCAAGCCAGAACCGGCGGAAUCUCCUCCGAAAAAAGCAAGGGGCGAAGAUUACAGCUAUGCGAUUUACCUAGAUCCAUAUGCACAUUUACGAUACAGGACCGUACCAGCCUUUAGGCCGUGGGGGAAGAGGGAACCAGAACUUCAGCAUCCAGAGAGAGUAGUCCGCGUUGCAGACUGCACGAGGUUCGAACAGGACUUCCAACCGAAUGUAGCUUUAAAACCCCUUACACCUCCCGUGGACGAUGUGACGUCAUCCACGUCCCCUCCACCGUCAGAUCCCGAACUGACCGCCAGGCUGUUAGACGCAGAGGCGAGGCUGUCUGAAAGAGAACGACAGCUCGAUGAAAGAGAAGCGCAAUUAGCUCGUCGUGAAGCAAGGCUCGAUGAAAGGGAGAGAGAGUUAGAACGACGAGAGCAAGCCGUUGAAGAGAAAAUAGAAGAAAAACCAGAGCCCAAUUCGUCGCCAACGGGGGAAGCUGAGCAUCCGCCGUGUUGACCAACGCGAGUGAUCGUGAGGCUUCGCUUCAAGUGAGAGUGAUGAACGUUAAGACAAUGCGUCUCCUUAGUACAAAACUGUGGACGAUCAGACAAUUGAUAUCGUUCCGUAACGUGCCGUCAUGCGUGUUAUUAAUAAGCCUACGUUUUAACAUUUUUCAAUCUUUGGUAUAAAGAUGAUUUGUGACUGACUUGUUGCAAUGUUUACACUAACUGUUUGAAGUGAUGGAUAGAAUAACAUCACUGAAAAUCUAUAGUUUAUAAAGAAAAUAGCUGCUUGGUGAGCAUGUACAUAUUCACAUGAAGUACAGAUUAUUGAAUAAUAGGUUUUUUUUUUUACAUAAUUUACAGUUUUUCUUGUAGACUCUUUCAAUGUGUGCCAUUCUGAAGGUACUGCUGUUACCUUUCGUAUAACCUCAUCUGUGCUUUUCAAUAUAAUGUAAUACUCACAUAAUAAUAUAAUAAAUAAUAGUUUUAUAGCCUACAACCAUAAGCAUAAUUUAUACAGGGUUAUUUUUAAGAUUUACGAUAUCUACAGUAUGUAAUAUAUAAAUCCUUUUUUCUUCCUUGUUAUCAUUUCGACCGUAGACCUACAAUGUGUUAGAUUCAGAAAGUUACAAACCCAACUUAUUCGACAAAUAACUCUGUAUAAAAACCUCAGCUAUACCAAAUAACAGUUUAUAAUAGAACUCUUGCAAUUUACAUACCUACUGCACUCAUACACAUACGAGUACAUUAUGACAAAAUACCUCUGAAGGUUGGUAUAAAAAAAUUUAAAUUAAUUCCACUCCAACCAUUCGUGACAAGUGACUUUUGUUAAACAUAAUAUUUGGAUUGACAUUGUUAUAUUAAAAACGAUAGUAUAAUAUAAUUGUUAUAUUAUUAAGCUAUUCUUGCAGCGUUAGAAAUUAGAAAUUAUCAAAAUUCAAGUCGAUAAAGCAAAUCGCAAUCGGCCUAAAAUUUAUGUAAUCCUAUACAAGAAAACUAGUAUAAAAUCGCUUAGAAUACAUUUAUUCUAAAAUCUGUCAUAAUAUAAGGGUUAUACCCCACGUUCUACCUCAUUGUAUAUAAAAAAAAUUUGGCUGAUAAGGAAAUUGUAAGCAAAUUUUCAUUUAAUAAUUUUGAGUAUGUACUUUGGAGCAAUAAUUUGAAAAUGAAACAGUGUGAAUUAUCACUGCCUGAAUUAUUCUAGGUAAUGAUCUUUCUGUCUAUUUAGAAUUUAUACCUAUAUAUUUUUUGCGAAGAAAUAGAUUGUACGAAUUUCGGCAUAAUAAAGUUAGAUCAUAGUCUUGUUCUUGUCAUCACAAUUUAAAAUAUUUGUACGUCACUAAAGAUAACGAUUUUAUUAGCAUUUUCUACUUUACUUUGACGUUUUUUAUCCAGAUAUACCUGUGUAUAAAUCAUAGAUUUCAUAGCCUUCGCCAGUAAGUGUGCAUUUUUUUUAUUUUCUGCGACUGAGCAAACCAUUUUGUACGUAAAACGUAAAAUUAUUUGUCGUUGCUGUAUGCAACUUGUGAUUUUCUUAGCAGUUUAUAGAAGCCUUACACACAUGUAAUUAAUGUGGUGAUAUACUAUAUACUUUAAAUUUUUUUUUUAAUAUUUCCUUUAUUCUUAAUCAGUUUUAAAUUAAAAACAUGAAAAAAAAAACGAUUUCGAUGAAUGGAAUUUCUAUUAAAAUUAUCGAAUCAAAUUUUCGAUUUUUUAUAUUCUGUAAUGGCGGCUUGGCGCCAAUUUGGUUAUCCGGCAGUUUGUACCCGGAUUUAGAUUUAAAUAUGUGAAAUAAGAUUUCACUUUUCGGAAGUGACUUUUUUAUAUUUUGGCAAAGCUCAAACGUGUGUAGACACAAUGUUUUUUUUAAAUAUAUAUUAUUCCUUUCAGAGUGCUGUUACUUUGUAGAUAUUUGUUAUAUGGUAUUCAUUUCUAGAUAAUAUCGUAUCUCUAGUCAGGGACUUUUCGAAAAUAAAAUUACCAUUUACUGUUUAAUGUGUUUUUCAUAUAGGUUGAAACCUAUCACAGGCGAGUGUAAUAAUAACUUAUUUUAAACAAUAGAUUUAAUUAGUAACGAACUGUAUGUCGGUAUGUGUAUAAUAAGGUUUAAAGCAUGAAACUUUUCUGUCAGUACAGUUGUUGAUCACGUAUUUUGGUGCUAAAAUAAUUUCGGCUUGGCUAACGUAGUAAUUAAUUGUACAUAUAAUAUAAUUUUACUAUUUAUUGGCAAAAAUUACAUUUCUGUUUGUUAAAUGUAGAUUUGUCUUUUAUUUAAAUUAAAGAAUCAUAAAUGUAUACUUUUUUUUUUGCAAAUUAUAUAUUUUUAUGGCUUAGCCAUUAUCCAGCGGCUUAAAAAGUAUUAAUUCAAUUGCAAGAAUAUGAAGGAAACUAAGAUGAAAGUCUUAUUUUAAAAAAAAUCAAAGUUAAAAUUUGUUGAGAAAUUAUAAAUAUUCCUUUUAAAAAUCUCCAGAUAGUGGGGCAAAGAGAAGCUGUAUUAUUUCAAAGAGCACAGUUUACGAAUAUCUCUUUAAAGUUGAACACAUUAAGUUUAUUUGCAAUAUUAUAAAAUUAACGCCUUAAUCCUUACGUAGGUUGUAUAUUUUUUUUCGAUGGAAAAGUUUCAAAAAGCUCUCACUGUCUUAUCUUAGAAAUAUAAAUGGUGCUAAUUGUAUGCCAUUUGUGGUCUUUGUAAAAUAAAAUAAUUUUGAAUUUAAAUUAAAUAAAAAAAUAUAUAUACGGCCAAAUAAAUAAUUGUGACAAUUAUUGUUUCGUAAAGACUCCAUAGGUUGUAAUAUUUAUUUUAAAGUUUUACAUGAAACUUAAUUAGUAAUUUUAAUAUGAAGGCAGUGAGAGGUCGUAUGUAAAUAAUACUUACGUCUUAAUAUGGUAUGACAUAGUGAAUGAUUGUAAGGCUGUUAUAACCCUAAUACUAGAGUAAGCGCAAGAAAACCCGCGAGCAAAUCUUUUAUCCAGACAAUUAUUUACGAUCGAUUACGAUAUGACAGUUCAUAAAAACCUAUAUCGAAGUAACGCCAUCUAUCGGAUGGUUUUUGAAGUAAUAAUUGUAAACAUAUAUGUUACUUGUUAACCAAGGCUUAAAUUUAUGUGCGUGUUAAUAUUGUUUUUAAUUAUGAUAAAAGAUUUCCUUGUCAGGGUUUGGCGCGAUUUGCCAGGGUAUAAAUAUACUCCUGUGAUCUCAAAUGUGUGAAUGAUAUUAACCAAUGUACGUCUUCGGUAAAGAAACAGUCGCAUUGAAGUAAUUUCUUUUAUUAAAUUACCAAAUUAUUAUUUCUCAUAUAUUCUGUAACAUCGUCAAUAGAUAUUUAUUUUGUAUUCCUUGAUCAUAAAUUAUUUUUUACUCAUUGCCAUUGUAUGAGAAUGUUUUAGACAGUGUGGUUUUAGUAUAAAAAUAAAAGAAAAAUACCUUCAGUUAUAAAUAUUGAAAUGCAGCUCAAGGGCUCUAUGUACCAUUAAAUUGUAAAUAAAAAACAUAUUUUUCUAAUGAAAUAAUAAAACAAUGUUACACGAUUUUCUUUAGCUAUAAAGUCUUAUUUUACUGUAGUCUGUGUUAUUAAUAUCCUUUUUUUUAUCUGAGUGUCGUUAAGUCAUGUGCCAAUCAAUGUAUUAAUAAUUGAGAAAGUAGGUAAAUGGCAAUUUGUAAAAAAUUUAAUUGAUCAUGUUUUUAAAGGACACCUUGCUUAUUCAUGUUACCUUAAAACGCCAUCUGUUAAUGAGAACAAAAAACUAGUUAACGCUAUAUAACUUUUGAAAUGAUCACUGUUAAAUAAUAUGAUAAAAAACGAGUAAUGUCUAUCAUUAUAAGUUGUUUAUUUCGCACGUUCUAAAGUAAUAUAACUAAUAUAUUUAUCAAAGUAAUAAUAAAAGUUUAAAGAGUGUUUCUCUAAAGUCUAUGCUUACUUAUGUCAUAUGUCUCAGAAUUGUCAUUCGAAUGCUUAAAAAAUUGCUAUAAUGCCUUAACUAAAUAAAAAAUAAUACCCUUUCCAACGAUCGGUGACAUAUUCAAAAAACUAUCUUAUAAUUAUCUUGCCAAUGUAACGAUUAGACUUUUAUUUAUAAAAAAUAUUUAAAAAUUUUCAAAUUAUAAUUUUUCGACGCUUAUAAAAUUUCUUGCCUAAUACAAGUCUGAUUUAGUUGACACUGACAUUAAACUCGUCGAAACUAUCCUUUGCUUAAACAUUUUGAGGAAUAUUAAAAAAAAUGUAUACAAGUAUUUAUCAAACUCGAUCAACAGAUGGCGUUUUCUUACAAUUACUCAAUAUUUGUUUUUUUUUUGCGACUGUGCUACUUGAUUGUAUAAGAUUGAAACUAGUUUAUGAACUGUGUGUGUUUAUAUCAGAAUUACUUUGCUACAUUGUUUUAAUCCAAGGAAACAUUCCCGGUUAUGUUUUUUGGAUUUACAUUCAUCGUUUUUAUCAGUAAAACUACUACAGAUUGUAUAAUGUAUUGUACCUGAUAAUUAGAAGGCUAAGAAAUUAUAUAUAAUUAAAGUUCUGUUAUGCACACACAUUAUCGUAACUUUGUGGUAUCGAAGUGUGUUUUACUUGAAAAGCUUAUGAGUACCUUGUGGAGCAAUAAAGUGAAAUCAUUUUCA
Nymphalis io (European peacock) is the source of this 6426-nucleotide messenger RNA. RefSeq names its product ski oncogene (gene Snoo). Lineage: Eukaryota; Metazoa; Arthropoda; Insecta; Lepidoptera; Nymphalidae. Gene Ontology annotation, biological process: negative regulation of BMP signaling pathway. Gene Ontology annotation, molecular function: RNA polymerase II cis-regulatory region sequence-specific DNA binding; SMAD binding; DNA-binding transcription factor activity, RNA polymerase II-specific. The record is from RefSeq and is a predicted model, not a curated record. The coding region runs from base 496 to 1827 and encodes 443 amino acids. The transcript has 2 exons. Gene Ontology annotation, cellular component: nucleus.